Molecule: messenger RNA, 543 nt
Organism: Encephalitozoon cuniculi GB-M1
Lineage: Eukaryota; Fungi; Microsporidia; Unikaryonidae
Product: cleavage polyadenylation factor subunit FIP1
Exons: 1
Coding region: 1-543 (180 amino acids)
Biological process (GO): mRNA processing
Source: RefSeq, marked provisional
AUGCAGAACGACGAAGAGUUCUUUGUUGGAGACCAGGAUGACGAGAACACGUCCUCUGACCUGGAGCUGAUUGUGGAGAAGGUGCCUGAGAAGGAGGAGCAGAAGGAGGAGACCGAGGGACAGAACAUCCUUGACUACGACAUAGAGAGUUUUACAGAUAAGCCUUGGAACAAGCCUGGGGCAGACAUUACGGACUACUUCAACUACGGGUUCAACGAGAUGACAUGGAAGGAGUACUGCAAUAUGCAGAAAAGGAAGAGUGAGUUUGCGCGUGGGGGGAGUGAGUGGACCGACGAGAAGUAUAGGGGAGUGAGGCGGGGGUUCAGCGAGAUUAAGAAGGAUGGGGACGGAGACGGGCCAAGAGGCAGGCGGGGCAGCCGUGAUGUCGGAAGAAGAGGGUCUGGAGAAGGGCAGAGAUGGGAGGGAUGGAGUGGAAGAAAGGAGGGAGGAAGGGGACGACGGGGAGAUCGUGAGGAAAGAAGAUACGAGGAGAGAGGAGAAGGACGAAGACAAGGAUAUAGAGAUGGUGGGAAGAGACAAUAG